AAGAGCAUCCCCGAGUGCGGCCCCACGGGCUUCGUGGAGAAGAUCAGCUGCGCCGCCUCCAAGCGGGACGAAUACAAGAGCUGCCGCUCGGCCGUGAUGGAGGCGCGGAUCUUCUGGCGCUUCGUGGGCUCCAUGAUGUGCGUGGCCGCCGCCUGCGCCGUGCUGGUGGUGUGGAGGCAACGGGCGCUGGACCGCAGGGCGCUGGAGAAAGUGCGCAAACAGAUCGAGUCCAUCUGAGCGCGGGGACCGCACCGUCGGGACAGCACGGGGACCGCACCGCCGGGACAGCACGGGGACCGCACCACCGGGACAGCGCUGCCCAGCAGCCCCCGCACGUGGCACGAGACCAGGAGCCAGCACCCAUGGGACCCGCACCCGGCUGCCACCCGCGGAGGCGAUGUCCCACCCGGAGCCGUCACCCCACGGACACGGCGUGGAUCCAUGGGACUCUGCCCCGGUCUCACCCCACGGACACGGCGUGGAUCCAUGGGAUGCUGCCCCGCUCUCACCCCACGGACGCGGUGUCCCCCCCCCAUGGAGCUGUCACCCCACGGACGCGCGCUGUCCCCUGGGGGCUGUGGGUGCUGCUCUGCGCUGGGGGCAGCGCGGUUCCCCCGGGCCGGGGCCGUGCAAUAAAUGCUGGUGUUGUC
Numida meleagris (helmeted guineafowl) is the source of this 650-nucleotide messenger RNA. RefSeq names its product jumping translocation breakpoint (gene JTB). Gene Ontology annotation, biological process: mitotic cytokinesis. NCBI's taxonomy places the organism in Eukaryota, Metazoa, Chordata, Aves, Galliformes, Numididae. Gene Ontology annotation, cellular component: spindle; midbody; membrane. The record is from RefSeq and is a predicted model, not a curated record.